AUUCCCUUGCUACAUAACGUCUCAAUCAUUGAGUCCUAGUCUUUGUCUUUUUAUUUUGCUUACCAAGUUUAACUAGUCAAAGUCAUAGAUACCUCAUUUCCACACAACUACUAUCAAAUUGUCCCAAGUUAGAUUAAUGUUAUCACCCUCAUCAUAUAGUUCCCUCUUUAAUUUUAAGUUACUUCUCAAACUCUUGGUUCUUUGAAAAGCCAAACUUUCAUCUCCUACAAACGAAACCAAACCUACAUCAUUCAUGGGAGACAUAUUGCCACCCGCCUACACCAACAGCACCGGUACCCCACCAUGGCUAAACAACGGUGACAACGCAUGGCAACUGACGGCAGCCACCCUAGUAGGCCUUCAGAGUGUACCAGGAUUAAUAAUCCUUUACGGGAGCAUAGUCAAGAAGAAAUGGGCUGUGAACUCGGCGUUCAUGGCUCUUUAUGCCUUUGCAGCAGUAGUCAUAUGUUGGGUAACAUGGGCUUACAAGAUGUCAUUUGGGUAUAAACUCCUUCCAUUUUGGGGCCGAGCUGGGACAGCUUUAGACCAAGUCUUCCUCUUAGGACGGUCUAAGCUCCCAGCUACACACACCAGCAGACACGCGAUGAUCGAACCAUACUUUCCAACAGCUGCAAUGGUGUGGUACCAAGGGAUGUUUGCGGCGAUCACCGUGAUAUUGCUGGCGGGAUCGUUGUUAGGGAGGAUGAAUAUAAGGGCAUGGAUGAUGUUUGUGCCACUUUGGUUGACAUUUUCAUAUACAGUGGGUGCCUUUAGUUUGUGGGGUGGAGGAUUUUUGUAUCAAUGGGGAGUUUUGGAUUACUCUGGUGGUUAUGUUAUUCAUGUUUCCUCUGGCAUUGCUGGCUUGACUGCUGCUUACUGGGUAGGGCCAAGAUUGAAGAAAGAUCGAGAAAGGUUUCCACCAAACAACAUAUUGUUGACGAUAACAGGGGCAGGGCUGCUAUGGAUGGGAUGGUCAGGUUUUAAUGGUGGAGGGACUUUCAGUGCAAAUUUAGGCUCUUCUUUGGCUGUCCUUAACACCAAUAUUAGUGCAGCCACUAGCUUACUCAUGUGGACUCUUCUUGAUGUUAUUGUUUUUGGCAAACCUUCUGUCAUUGGUGCUGUUCAAGGCAUGAUGACUGGCCUCGUCUGCAUUACUCCUGGCGCUGGUUUUGUCCAAGGAUGGGCAGCAAUAGUGAUGGGGAUAUUAGGAGGCAGCGUUCCAUGGUUCACAAUGAUGAUAAUCCAUAAAAAUUGGACGCCAAUGCAGGCUAUCGACGACACGUUGGGAGUUUUCCACACCCACGCGGUGGCUGGACUCCUUGGAGGGAUCCUCACAGGCAUCUUUGCUCACCCUAGGCUCACUAAGAUAUCCUUAGCCGACCAGGAUGAGCGAGGUGCUAUAUAUGGUGGCGCAGGAGCACUCCAAAUAGCUAAGCAGCUAGUUGGUGGGUUAUUUGUCAUAGGGUGGAAUAUUGUGGUCACAUCUCUAAUUUGUGUGCUGAUUAGAUUAGUAAUCCCACUAAGAAUGUCAGAAAAGGAGUUGCUCAUAGGAGAUGAUGCUGCUCAUGGUGAGGAGGCGUAUGCAUUGUGGGGUGAUGGUGAGAAGUAUGACUCCAAUGUGCAUGGUCGCUCUGUUGAGAAUCCCAACAAUAGGUCUGUUGGUGCAACUCAAGUUGUAUAAUAAAUGUACUAUAAGAUUAGAGUUGUGGUGGAAUGUGACAUACAUGAAAUUGAGUGACAUGAUCAAGAGUUUUAACUUCAAUUUUUAAUUACCAA
Messenger RNA from Beta vulgaris subsp. vulgaris (sugar beet), 1776 nucleotides. Its product is annotated as ammonium transporter 3 member 3. The coding region runs from base 254 to 1681 and encodes 475 amino acids. NCBI's taxonomy places the organism in Eukaryota, Viridiplantae, Streptophyta, Magnoliopsida, Caryophyllales, Amaranthaceae. Gene Ontology annotation, molecular function: ammonium channel activity. The transcript is spliced from 3 exons. Gene Ontology annotation, biological process: ammonium transmembrane transport. Gene Ontology annotation, cellular component: plasma membrane. The record is from RefSeq and is a predicted model, not a curated record.